AUGGGUGGAGUGGGCUCACUGCUACAGAUCUCCAAAGAUCUUGGGCUUUUAGUGGCUUCCGCUGCCGGAUUUUGUGCAGCGCUGCUGUUUAGCUUAACAUGGAACAUCGCUCAUGUGGCGUACCGAUUCAUUAUUUCAAAGGUUUAUUCUCUCCUUUAUGCUUUUAUUUGGUCACCAUGUUUUAUUAUUGCGUCGAACACGUUGCAGCUUGUGUUUCUGCCAAUAAACAUACCUCUGAGAAUUUUGGUUGGCACUACAAUGCAAAGGAUUAUUGUUCAAGCGAAUUCCUGGACCAAUGGUUAUGUGCUGACAACGAUUUCGCAAUAUGCGUUGGUCCUCAUAGUUUUUGGCGUCACUUUGGGAGCCAUUUGUGGCGCCUGCCUCGGUUUCAUUCAUUCAGUCACCAGAGUGCCCAAAGUUGUUGUCGACAUACCAAUACUUUUCUGGAAACGUAUCCCUGCCGUUCUAAGAUAUACGAGAAACCUCCUACUUCCGAAGGCUGCUUCUGAGCUCAAGACCUACGUGCCCGAAGACAUUCGCAUACCGACUCCCAGUCCAUCGAUACCGCCCUCUGAAAUCCUGGAACCGCUGUUCACUGACAUGCCGCAGACGCUCAACAGUAAAUUUGGCAAAACCAUGUGGCAAAGGCAUUCAACAUCAUCCAAGGAAAGUGUUCUGGAAAGGGCAUCGAAACUGCCAAGCGAUUUUUUCCAGCAGAAAAGCACUUUGUCGGAUUUGAGAAGUGAACAUCCGCAGUAUUAUUAUCAGAGUCCCGCCCAAUCACCUCGAAACGUGACUCAGGAUGACUCUAGCCAUAGCUCAACCAACAUAUGGGACAGAUACGAUGAGCUACCCACCACCUUGAGGACGGAAGGCGGUAUGAGCACUCUCUACAGUAGACGACCCUUUACGUUUCCAGAAAAGGGAGAAAGAGAACAGCUUAACCGACUAAGAAGAGGAGAAUAA
This is a messenger RNA of Torulaspora globosa, 966 nucleotides long. RefSeq names its product Ldb16p (gene LDB16). NCBI's taxonomy places the organism in Eukaryota, Fungi, Ascomycota, Saccharomycetes, Saccharomycetales, Saccharomycetaceae. The transcript has a single exon. Bases 1 to 966 code for a protein of 321 amino acids. The record is from RefSeq and is a predicted model, not a curated record.